Messenger RNA from Pelecanus crispus (Dalmatian pelican), 1159 nucleotides. RefSeq names its product galanin receptor type 1. Gene Ontology annotation, biological process: G protein-coupled receptor signaling pathway. Gene Ontology annotation, molecular function: G protein-coupled receptor activity. The record is from RefSeq and is a predicted model, not a curated record. Lineage: Eukaryota; Metazoa; Chordata; Aves; Pelecaniformes; Pelecanidae. Gene Ontology annotation, cellular component: plasma membrane.
CAGCCUGGCUCCAUGGAGGAGCAGGAAGACAACUUUGUGCUCUCCCUUGGAGCCAACACCAGCAAGUGCAGCCUUGAGACUAACCAAACACAGGCCCCAGCGUACUGGUCAGGAGCAAGCAGGGGUGGCCCGGAGGUGUUGAUCGUACCAGUGCUUUUUGGGUUGAUUUUCCUCCUGGGAAUGGUGGGAAACACGUUAGUGUUUGUUGUUUUGGGACGUCUCCGGCCUGGGGGACGCCCAUCACGCAGCACUACCAACAUCUUCAUCCUGAACUUGAGCAUUGCAGACUUCUCCUUUCUGCUGUUCUGCGUCCCCUUCCAGGCCACCAUCUACUCCUUGCCAGAGUGGAUCUUCGGUGCCUUCUUUUGCAAGUGGGUUCACUAUUUGGCCAUGGCAACAAUGCUGGUGAGCAUCUUUACUCUGGUGGCUAUGUCUGUGGACAGAUACAUUGCUGUGGUCCAUGCCAAGCGUUCACUCUGCAUCCGCAGCAAGCGCAACGCUGCCCUUGGCGUGGGUGUCAUCUGGCUGCUGUCUCUACUCAUUGCCAUCCCUGUAGCCCAGCACCAGGCCCUCAUGAGUGGUCAUCAGCAAGCACCCAACAGCUCUUUCUGCUGGGAGCACUGGGCAGAUAGUUCAACAGCCAAGCAGAUGUACAAGAUUACCAUCCUGCUGGUGGGAUACCUCCUGCCUCUGGUGCUCAUCACCUGCUGCUAUGCCAAGGUUUUAUAUCAUCUCCAUACGAAAGUAAAGAACAUUUCCAAGAAGUCAGAGAGAUCAAAGAAGAAGACAGCGCAGACAGUGCUUCUUUUGGUCACCGUCUUCCUGCUCUCCUGGUUGCCACACCACAUCAUCACGAUGUGGGCAGCGUUUGGGCAUUUUCCCCUGAACAACAUCUCCUUCACCUUCCGCAUCAUCUCUCACUGCUUAGCCUACGGGAACUCUUGUAUCAACCCCAUCAUUUACGCUUUCCUCUCCGAAAACUUCCGCAAGGCCUGCCGGCAAGUCUUCACCUGCAAGUUCUUCCUGCGGCCGGUUCUCACUGAUAAACUGGUCAGAAUAUGCAUGGAGAACUUCUCUACCACGCACUCGACCACUAAUGUGUAAAUGGGGCUCACAAAUACAUUUCAGGAGGAAGAGGAGGGGAAAGGAUGCUGUCUGG